AUGUCGCCCGCCGCGAUCGAGUCGGGAAACAAGAGGAAGAGGUCUCACAAGAGCAAAAAGGGCGCCGAGCCGACAAUCACACCAGCGCAUGAUGGCGUAGAUGCUACCAAGGCGCGCAAGAAGGCGCGCAAGGACAAGGCACCUGUCGUCGAAGAGCCUGUGGUGGAGGAUGUUUCUGAGGAGGAACAGAGUGACGAGGAAGAAGAAGCGGCAGUAGAGGAUGUCGUUGCAGAAGCCAGUGCUGCAGACGACGACAGCGACAAGGAAAACGAUGAAGGCGACAAUGACGAGCUUGCCGAACUACCCUCUGGCACGGGCAGCAAUGCUGUUGAUCUUCCCUCAGGCACCUCGAUGCCCUCAGCGAACCCGACGCGAUUCGACGAGCUCAACCUGAGCGAACGAACGAUGACCUCCAUCAAGAACAUGGGUUUCGAGAACAUGACAGAGAUCCAACAGAAGGCUAUACCACCUCUGCUAUCAGGAAGGGAUGUGCUUGGAGCGGCAAAGACUGGCAGUGGAAAGACUCUGGCUUUCCUUAUCCCCGCUAUCGAGAUGCUCUCACAGCUGCGGUUCAAGCCGCGCAACGGAACUGGAGUCAUUGUCGUAUCGCCGACCAGAGAAUUGGCGUUGCAGAUCUUCGGUGUAGCGCGCGAGCUCAUGGAGCCACACAGCCAGACGUUUGGUAUCUGCAUCGGUGGUGCCAACCGAAACGCAGAAGCCGAGAAGAUCAGGAAGGGCUUGAACCUGAUCAUCGCUACUCCCGGGCGCCUCCUCGAUCAUCUACACAACACGCAAGGCUUUGUCUUCAAGAACUUGAGGUCGCUCAUCAUCGACGAGGCAGACAGAAUUCUCGAAGUCGGUUUCGAAGAUGAGAUGAGGUCCAUCAUCAAGAUCCUGCCUACGGAGCGUCAGACGAUGCUUUUCUCCGCAACACAGACCACCAAGGUUGAGGAUCUCGCAAGGAUAUCGCUCAAGGCCGGCCCCCUCUACAUCAACGUCGAUCACCGUGCCGAGCAUAGCACGGUCCAGGGAUUGGAACAGGGUUACGUUCUGUGCGAUUCAGACACCAGGUUCAGGCUUCUGUUUUCAUUCCUCAAGAAACACCAGAAGAAGAAGGUCAUUGUCUUCUUGUCAUCGUGCGCAUCUGUCGACUUCUACAGCGAAUUACUCAACUACAUCGACCUGCCUGUACUUGGACUGCACGGCAAGCUCAAACAACAGGCGCGAACGAACCGCUUCUUCGAGUUUGUGAAUGCACAGAGCGGUACACUCAUCUGCACCGAUGUUGCUGCGCGAGGACUAGAUAUUCCUGAGGUGGAUUGGGUUAUUCAGUUCGACCCACCUGAUGACCCGCGAGACUACAUCCACAGAGUCGGUCGAACAGCCCGAGGUGCAAAUGGCAAGGGCAGGAGUUUGAUGUUCCUCUUGCCAUCGGAAGUAGGAUUCCUCAAGCUCCUCAAAGAGAACCGCGUGCCCCUGGUGGAAUUUGAGCUGCCUUCGAACAAGAUUCUCAACAUCCAGUCACAACUGGAAGCCUUGAUCAGCAAGAACUACUACCUCAACAAGAGCGCAAAGGAUGGCUACCGGUCGUACCUCCAGUCGUACGCUUCACAUAGCUUGCGGUCGGUGUUCGACGUGCACAAGCUGGAUCUCGUCAAGGUGGCCAAAUCGUUCGGUUUCUCAACCCCACCGCGCAUCGACAUCAGUCUUGGGGCGAGCCUGAGUCGCGACAAGAAGGUGGAGGGAAGGAGAGCAUACGGAAGCCAGCCUGCGCAGGGCCGACGACCGAUGAGGGGAGGCAAGAGGUUCUGA
Molecule: messenger RNA, 1812 nt
Organism: Alternaria ventricosa
Lineage: Eukaryota; Fungi; Ascomycota; Dothideomycetes; Pleosporales; Pleosporaceae
Gene: HAS1
Product: ATP-dependent RNA helicase
Exons: 2
Coding region: 1-1812 (603 amino acids)
Biological process (GO): maturation of LSU-rRNA from tricistronic rRNA transcript (SSU-rRNA, 5.8S rRNA, LSU-rRNA)
Cellular component (GO): nucleolus
Molecular function (GO): nucleic acid binding; RNA helicase activity; ATP binding
Source: RefSeq, a predicted model, not a curated record